Suncus etruscus (white-toothed pygmy shrew) is the source of this 1751-nucleotide messenger RNA. RefSeq names its product ataxin 10 (gene ATXN10). Gene Ontology annotation, cellular component: cytosol. Gene Ontology annotation, biological process: neuron projection development. The coding region runs from base 24 to 1451 and encodes 475 amino acids. NCBI's taxonomy places the organism in Eukaryota, Metazoa, Chordata, Mammalia, Eulipotyphla, Soricidae. The record is from RefSeq and is a predicted model, not a curated record. The transcript has 12 exons.
CGCCGCCGCCGCUCCGAGCCAAGAUGGCGGCGCCCAGGCCCGGGCCCGGCCGGCUGUCGGGGGUGCUGGUGGCGGCGCCCAUCCCCGACCUGGACGCCCUGCGCGCGCUCACGGCGCUCUUCAAGGAGCCGCGCAACCGAGAAACAGCUCCACGCAACCUCUUCCAGCGAGUCCUGGACAUUCUCAAGAAGUCCUCGCGCACUGUGGAGCUGGCCUGCAGGGGCCCGGCGCCAGUGGACAGCGUGGCCGCCAGCCUGCAGGUGAUCACCGAGUGUUUCCGCUGCCUGCGCAACGCGUGCAUAGAAUGCUCCUCGAACCAGAACACCAUCAGGAACCUGGGCAUGAUCGGGCCGGCGGUGGACGUGGUUCUUCUGUUCCGUGAGCUGCGUGUGGAGCAGGAGCUUCUGCUGACAGCUUUCCGCUGUGGCCUGCAGUUCUUGGGCAAUGUGGCUUCGCGCAACGCUGACUCCCAGGCUGUGGUGUGGACACACGCUUUCCCUGAGCUCUUCCUGUCCUGCCUAAACCACCCAGACCGAAAGAUUGUCUCGUAUUCGUCCAUGAUCCUCUUCAGCUCCCUCAAUGCUGAGAGGCUCAAAGACCUGGAAGAGAACCUCAACAUUGCCAUCGACGUGGUUGAUGCACACCGGAGGCAGCCGGAGUCCGAGUGGCCGUACUUGGUUAUUGCUGAGCAUUUUCUGAGAAGCCCAGAUAUGGUGCAAACUCUGUACGCCAACAUGAGCAGUCGAGAAAGGGUCGCACUCUUGGACGUCAUCAUCACCAAGAUUUCCGGCGAAGAGCCGCCCCCCAAAGACGACAUCCCGGUGUUCCUGAGCCACGCCGAGCUAGUGGCCAGCACUUUCAUAGAGCAGUGCAAGAUGGUGCUACAGCUGCCCUCUGAGCCGCCUGCUGCCGAUGAGGAGGUGCUGGCCAUAGUCCGGCUCCUGGACGCCCUGUGUGAGAUGAGCACCAACAUCGACCUGCUCAGCUACCUGCAGAUCUGCCCGGGCCUGCUGGAGGCUGUGAUCGGCCUCUUGCGGCUCAUCCACACAGCAGGCAGCGACGGCACCAGCAUCUUCUGCACCAACAGCAACGUCCGAGCCGAUGGGGAUGUGUCCAGUGCUGUUGAGGGCUUCCGCUCCCACCUCAUCCGCCUGAUUGGGAACCUGUGUUACAAGAACCGGGAGAAUCAAGAUAAGGUGAAUGACCUGGACGGCAUCCCCCUCCUGCUGGACAGCUGCAAGCUGGACGACAACAACCCCUUCGUGGCCCAGUGGGCUGUCUACGCCAUCCGCAACCUGACCCAGGGCAAUAGUCGGAACCAGGACCUCCUUGCACGGCUGGAAGAGCAGGGCCUGGCCGACCCGGCUGCAUUGGCCAAGAUGGGCUUCGAGGUGGAGAAGCAGGGACACAGGCUUGUCCUCAGGCCCACCGGUGGCAGCCCUCAGCCGUGAGCGGGAACUCCAUCCGGAUUCCUGCAUCUUCAGACUCUUUCUGCGGAGUGCUCCUCUGUGUGGCAUGUGGAACCAUGAUCGAGUGUGGAUUUCUACGUACCAGUGAGAAACACGCGUGUCCCAGCCGGUAGUGAUAGUCGCGCAAGUGCAAGCUUCGAAGUGGACGUCCCCAAGUUCCCGUUGCCUUUUGCUUUGACCCCGGUCCUGUCUGUUGGCCUCUGUCCCUGUGGACGCACCUUAUGUGCGUCUCUGCCCCGUUGUACUCGCCGUGGCAGCAAAUAAUAAAGUCUCGGUCGCGGA